CUUUUUGUUACCUACCCAGACUAACCACAAUAUGCUAGUAUUAAUAUUCAUUAACUCAGUACUAAAGACUCUUUGUUUUUAACAGAGAUAAACAGGUUUGCAUGAGGAAGUACAACAGACUGUUGUGUUUAAAACAACUUUUGCAUGAUAUUCUAGUGAAGUACAGAAAGGAUUUAAAUAUUGUAAAAGAUCAUUUGAUAGUUUAUGUGCAUAUUUUACAGACUUGGGCAUUUGGUUCAUUUUAAUGUGGUAAUGUUAAUGCUUCACCUGUUGAAAGUACACAUUGGGACUCCUGGAAACUAGUAGUCAGGUUCAUAGAAAUCCACAGUUCUGUGAAGAAAUUGCGCUGGACUUCUGUUUUACUCUGAAUGAAUAACAGACUGCUGUAGCAGCACUUGAGAUGUCUGUCUUUCGUUUCAUGGUUUUUCUGUUCUUCUCCUAUGAACUGGAAUCAAAACCUCAAUAUAAUGCUGAACUGCCCAGAAGAAUAAUGGCACUGAGCGGCUCUUGUGUGCAGAUACCUUGUAGAUUUAAUGUGUCAGAGAUCAGUUUGAAGAGCACAGAAAGAUUAUUUGGCUUCUGGAUGAAGAAGAACCAUGAUUUUAAAAUUUCAAAGAAUUUGGUUUUUAAUGGCAAAACAAACAUAAUCAGAGGAUUUAAUAAUAUAGAGAUACUUGGAAAUCUUAGUCAGCGUGAAUGUACCACUGUUUUCUAUGAUGUGAUGAAGAAUCAUUCAGACAAUUACUACUUCAGGGUGGAAACAAAGCCAUCGGUUUGGAACUACACAUAUAGUGACAACCCAAUCUACAUUUCUGUCUCAGAUUCACCGCAACCUCCCACCCUUAAACCCACUGAUCGGAAAGAAGUGAUGGAGGAAACGACAGUCAAUCUGAGCUGCUCUGCUGAAGCCCCCUGCCCCAAACAACCUCCUACAAUAUCCUGGACUUACAUCCCUGAAUCUGCCAACAUUACAACACAGUUAAAGGAGAAACCGGAUAAAACUCAGUCAGUGUUUUCACGCAUGACCUUCAAAGCUUCAUACAUGGAUCACAGAAGGAACAUCUCCUGCACUGCUACAUAUCCAAGAAAAACAUCUAAUGACACAACUGUGGAGACCACCGUGAUGCUACGAGUCCUGUUUCCUCCAAAAGAAACUCGCAUCACCAUCGUUCCAUCUGAUUCAGUCUCUGUUGGCACUAAUGUGACUUUGACCUGCAAAAGCAAAGCCAAUCCAUCAAAUGACAUGAACUACACCUGGUACAAACGUGGAUAUGAGAACCAGCUGGAUUUUGGAGAACAAUUGACCUUUACUGUAAAUAGGAAGAAUGGAGGCUGGUACUUCUGCACAGCAAAGAAUAAACAUGGUAUUCAGAAGUCAGAAGAGAUCCAGCUAAUUGUGGCAGAAUCACUAUCUUUGAUCAUUGGCUGUGUAGUAGGAGUUUCAGCAUUUCUGUUGAUAUUUCUUCUGAUAACACUUUUCCUCAGAGUGCAAAGAGUAAAGGCAUCCACUAUUAGGGAAACCGACAUCUCAGAUCAGGGUCACGAUAAACAAGUGCAGAUCAGCUCCAUUUUUGCUAAUGGUGCUUUUGUGUCGGGUGAAGAGCUGGAGAUGCCAAAGGAUGAGAAUGAUAUAGUCCACUAUGGAGAGAUUGACUUCUCCACUCCACAAACCAAAAGCACCACAGUGAAGAGCUCAGGACAAGAGACGAUAUAUACUGAGGUCAGAGGCCCAGAGAAGGAGAUGAACCAGGAUUAGUUUACAUUAGAAUAAAUGGCUUGAGUGAACUGUGUAAAUGUAUUGUCAUCCAGUAUAGAAAUAAAACACUUAACAACUUUAUUUUUUUUAUUUAGCUAUGACUGUACAUCACAUUCAUUCUUUGUUUUUGUUUUUUUUACAUUGUGAUUCCAAAGUCUUCCAGUCAGGUGUUUAAAUGUUUAAAAAUCUUAAGUAAUCUGUAAUUCUAAACCUGAUUUAUUUUAUUAUAAUUAUUAUUUUUUUUGGUCCUGAUACUUCACUGUUCCAGUUUUUCUUCAUUCGUUCCUCCCUAAAUGGCAAUUCAAACAUCUGAUUAUCAUUCUAACCCUAUAGUGCAGGCUUAUGUUUUAGUCACAGGUGAGCAAAUAUUAAACUCUUUGUUUU
Molecule: messenger RNA, 2140 nt
Organism: Megalobrama amblycephala (Wuchang bream)
Lineage: Eukaryota; Metazoa; Chordata; Actinopteri; Cypriniformes; Xenocyprididae
Product: sialic acid-binding Ig-like lectin 12
Exons: 8
Coding region: 401-1756 (451 amino acids)
Source: RefSeq, a predicted model, not a curated record